Xyrauchen texanus (razorback sucker) is the source of this 2103-nucleotide messenger RNA. Its product is annotated as troponin I, fast skeletal muscle-like. The record is from RefSeq and is a predicted model, not a curated record. The transcript is spliced from 7 exons. Gene Ontology annotation, biological process: muscle contraction. Gene Ontology annotation, cellular component: troponin complex. NCBI's taxonomy places the organism in Eukaryota, Metazoa, Chordata, Actinopteri, Cypriniformes, Catostomidae. Bases 140 to 676 code for a protein of 178 amino acids.
CAGUGAUCAGAGAAUGCAAUAAAUAUCUUCUUAACAAGUCUGCUGCCUGUGUCUCAUUUUGACAGCCAUCUUUCCUCAGAAGACAGACUGGAAGAAGUUACUCUGUUCAUCUUGAAAGGUGCAAAAGAACAUCUUCAACAUGUCGGACAAGCGGUUGUCUAGUAGUAAAAAACACAGCCUGAAGAGCAUGAUGCUCCAAGUUGCAAAAGACUUACUGGAAUCAGAAGAGAUAGAAAAGAAGGAGGAAAGAAAGAACUACAUGGAAGAACACUGUCCUGCAUUGUCAUACCCAAGCUCCAAGGAGGAACUGCAGGAGCUUUGCAAAGAGUUACACUCAAAAAUCAAUGAUAUUGAUGAGGAAAGAUAUAUUCUAGAGCACAAAGCUAACAUGGUUGUCAGUGAGGUCAAAGAUUUAAACAUCAAGAUCAUCGACUUGAAGGGCAAGUUCAAGAAACCUCCUUUGAAGAAAGUGCGCAUGUCCGCUGAUGCUAUGCUUCAAGCUCUGCUCGGCUCCAAACACAAGGUAUCCAUGGACCUGAGAGCCAACUUGAAACAAGUGAAGAAGGAGGUCAAGGAGGAGGAUAAGGAACUGCGUGAUGUUGGUGACUGGCGUAAAAACAUUGAAGAUAAGGCAGGCAUGGGUGGCAGGAAGAAGAUGUUUGAAUCUGAAUCUUGAAGAACAUUGUAAUUGGCAACCAAUUAUAAGUGUUCUGUCAUAAUCUCGUGUUGACUGACAGUACCAGACCUACUCAUUCUUUAUGGAUUACUAUUUUUCACAAUUUACAGUAAAAGUGAAGUCAUCAAAUCUAUAAAAUAACACAAACGGAAGAAUGGGAAUUAUGCAGUGACAAACAAAUCAAAAGUAUCUGUGGUUUGUCGAUAAGCUAGACUCCUGAAAGUAGCCACCCUCUGUUUAUACUCUCAACCAACUUUGAGGCCCAUUCUGAGGUGUUUUUUAAACAGUAUUAACAUAGUUCCUAUGUAUACUGCUUGACAUUUGUUGGCUUCUUUUCAUUCGCUCUGUUCCAACUCAUCCAUUAAAUAAAUAAAUAAAAUAAAAUGUUUGCUUUGUAAAGAAAUUCAUAUAUACAAACAAUUCUUAAUUUAUGCCUGCAUAUAAAUAGGUCUUUAAGAUACAAAAAAAAUAUGUGUCCAAACAUUUGACUGGGACUAUAAAUCAAAUUAUAGUUUCUAAAAAUACCCAACAAAAUACAAUAAAGCCAAAACACAAUAGAAAAGCCACAACACAAUGAUGUAAAAUAAUUUGAUUACAAAGUAUUUUAUUACUGUAAUUAAAUAACUUUUUUGUCCAAAACAUUUUGUGUAAACCAUUAAAUUUUCAAAUAGAAUUACAGUUACUGACUUUUAAUCAAUUACUUUUAAGUGCAUUACUUGGGUUACACAUAUUUCUAAAAUGAUGUAUAAUAAAUGUAAUACAUGAAUUAUAUUCAAAUAUCGGCCUGUUUCUGUGAUGGAUAAAGUACAGUGGCCGAGAAGUGCACAACACAAACAAAUUAGCAAAGCAAAUAAAAGCUGAAAACACAACAGAAAUAAGCCACAACACAUCAAAAUAAAGCCACAACACAAUUAAAUAAAUCCACAACACAAAGGAAUUAAGCCAAAACAUAACAAAAUAAAGCACCAACACAACGAAAUAAAGCCAAAACUCAACAGAAAAGCCCCAACACAACUAAAUAAAGCCACAACACAUCGAAAUAAAGCCUCAACACAGAAAUUAAGCCACAACACAACAGAAUAAAGCCACAACACAUCGAAAUAAAGCCCCAACACAAAUAAAUAAAGCCACAACACAAAUAAAUAAAGCCACAACACAUCAAAAUAAAGCCCCAACACAAAUAAAUAAAGCCACAACACAAAUAAAUAAAGCCACAACACAUCAAAAUAAAGCCCCAACACAAAUAAAUAAAGCCACAACACAAAUAAAUAAAGCCACAACACAUCAAAAUUAUGCCCCAACACAAAUAAAUAAAGCCACAACACAAAUAAAGCCACAACACAUCAAAAUUAUGCCCCAACACAAAUAAAUAAAGCCACAACACAAAUAAAUAAAGCCCCAACACAAAUAAAUAAAGCCACAACACA